Molecule: messenger RNA, 975 nt
Organism: Ruditapes philippinarum (Manila clam)
Lineage: Eukaryota; Metazoa; Mollusca; Bivalvia; Venerida; Veneridae
Product: dihydropteridine reductase-like
Exons: 6
Coding region: 64-774 (236 amino acids)
Biological process (GO): L-phenylalanine catabolic process; tetrahydrobiopterin biosynthetic process
Cellular component (GO): cytoplasm
Molecular function (GO): 6,7-dihydropteridine reductase activity; NADPH binding; NADH binding
Source: RefSeq, a predicted model, not a curated record
CUUGUUUAACAUUCCGCUCUUUUCGGUUUUCUUUUCCUUUUAUCACAGGUCAAGGUCGAGAAGAUGGCUUUAUCGGGAAGAAUUUUAGUUUAUGGUGGAAAGGGAGCAUUAGGAUCAGUUAUAGUGAAUUAUUUCAAGAAGGAAAACUAUUGGGUUGGCUCUAUUGACCUGGUACCUAAUGAGCAAGCUGAUGGUAAUGUGAUAGUGAAGCCCAAUGAGAGCUGGACAGAACAACAUGAAAGUAUCACACAGAAUGUUGAAACUUUACUUGGAGAAAAUAAAGUUGAUGCUAUUCUCUGUGUAGCUGGGGGAUGGGCCGGAGGCAAUGCUGCUAACAAAGAUUUUAUAAAGAAUGCAGAUAUGAUGUGGAAGCAGAGCGUAGUGUCAUCAUCAAUUGCUGCAAGUUUAGCAGCUAAAUUCCUUAAAGAGGGGGGACUACUCACACUGCCAGGUGCCCAGCCAGCUCUAGAGGGAACUGCAGGAAUGAUAGGGUAUGGUAUGGCAAAGGCAGCAAUUCAUCAACUUGUGAAAAGUUUAGCAGCACCAAAUAGUGGCCUUCCAAAUAAUUCUACUGCAGUAGCUAUAUUGCCGGUAACCCUGGAUACACCAAUGAACAGAAAAUGGAUGCCAAAUGCUGACCAAACAACAUGGACCUCACUAGAAUUUAUUGCUGAAAUGUUUGCUAAGUGGACAAAGAAUGAAGAGAGGCCUGCAAGUGGAAGUCUUGUACAGUUGAUAACUAAAGACAGUAAAACAGAUCUUGUCUUAGCUUGAUAUACUUCAUUCAGGGCUGUGAUUGUUGUAAAAUGUGUAUUUUUAGAACUAACAGAUAUAUCUAUAGUCAAUAAUGCAGCAUUUACUGCCAGUAAUGGCACUGAGUUCAGAUUUUUAUACUUUAUAAAUGAUAACUAUUUGAGAUUGAAAGAAGUCUUUGGUUUAUUUUCUGUUGAUGUUUGAACAUGAUGCAUUCCAAAA